GCCGGCUCCUCCUUUGCGCACGUGUCUGCCGCGGGGCCGGGGCCUCACCGCGUAACCCCUGUGCGCGGCCCCGGCGGCGCUCGGCGCCCUCCCUGCUGGGGCCCGCGGGAGCCGCUCCAGCCUGCGGGAGCCGCCCCUGAGCAGCCGCCCCGGUGCCGCUGCAGCGCGGAGCCCGAGAAGCGGCCCGUCACGUGGCAUACAUAUCAGGACACCUUACCUGUCACUGGAGAUUUUAUUCCAUAGCAACCAAUAAGCAAGUGUGAAACAUGAGGACAAAUCCCGCCAUUCAAGCUGCCAUCGAUCUCACGGCAGGUGCAGCAGGUGGGACUGCGUGUGUGCUAACCGGCCAGCCCUUUGAUACAGCUAAGGUGAAGAUGCAGACAUUUCCCAGCAUGUAUAAAGGACUCCUUGAAUGUAUUGUGAAGACGUAUAAACAAGUUGGAUUGCGAGGCUUCUAUAAAGGGACCACUCCAGCACUUGUAGCUAACAUAGCAGAAAACUCAGUCCUGUUCAUGUGCUAUGGGUUUUGCCAGCAGAUUGUGAGGCGAGUUGUUGGAGUAGACAGGAAAGCAAAACUGAGUGAUCUGCAGAAUGCAGCUGCAGGCUCUUUUGCUUCUGCAUUUGCUGCCUUGGUCCUAUGUCCCACAGAGCUGGUGAAGUGUCGGUUGCAGACCAUGCAUGAAAUGCAGUUAUCUGGAAAGAUAAUACAAGGACACAAUACAGUUUGGUCAGUAGUGAAAAGUGUUAUUCAAAAGGAUGGCCCACUCGGGUUCUACCAUGGUCUGUCAAGCACUUUACUUCGGGAAGUCCCAGGUUAUUUCUUCUUCUUUGGAGGCUAUGAACUGAGUCGGACAUUUUUUGCAGCGGAGAGACCAAAAGAUCAACUAGGGCCUAUUCCUUUGAUGGUGAGUGGUGGUUUUGGAGGCAUCUGCUUGUGGAUUGCUGUUUAUCCUGUGGACUGUGUCAAAUCUAGAAUUCAGGUUCUUUCCAUGUCUGGAAAACAGGCGGGCUUCAUGGGAACAUUCGCAAAUAUUUUGCGAAAUGAAGGAGUAUUUGCCUUGUAUUCUGGACUAAAGCCUACUUUGAUUCGUGCAUUCCCAGCCAAUGGUGCACUGUUCCUUGCCUACGAGUACAGUCGCAAGAUGAUGAUGGAACAGGUUGACAUGUACUGAAAUCUUCCAGCAGCAGGUUUAGGCCAACCUUUUUAAAAAGAACUGUAAGGCUUGAAUGGGUACAAAAUCAAUAGCAUGACGUCAGAGAAACUCAGUCAAUUUAGGAUUUAAAAAAAAUCUUUUUAAAGUAAAUGGGUUUUGUAGACCUUGUAUGUGGUUUUUACAGGUGUUUUUUUUUUUUUUAAGGGAGGAUGGAGACAUGUUAACGUUCUUUCCACCUAUUGUGCUGCUCAAAAGAUUUAAUUAUGUUGCCCUGAUGGAAGCGGUACUCAGUGUAAAGGAUAGUGAUCUUUCAGUUAAGAGAGUUAAUCUCAAAUUUUAAAAAUCUAGUUCUGGAACAGCCAUGCUAUAAGAAGUCUGAAUUUUCCUUUUUCAUGUUAGCAAACACAACUGACUCAAGGCCACAUGGCACUGGUGCAUUAGUAAAGUUGUGUUACUCUUUUCUUUAUAAAUUUUAGGGCUUGUAUACACAGGGAGUGACUCUUGAAUAGUUUCAUCUGUGGAUGCUCUUAUUCUGGAAUAAAUCUCAUUCUAAAUUAUUUUAAUCCACUUUAGACAGCCUAUCAGGAAUAGUUAAUCUGCUAUAAAUCAUACAGUAUGUUAUUUUGGAUUCACUUUCCUGCGUAGGUGACUCUUGGAAAGAGUAUUCAAUGGAAACAGCAAGCUGCUUGCAUUUUAUAGCUGUUUCACCUCUUUGUAAGAGACUGUUCAACUACUUCAAGAAAGAGUAGUCUAAUACAAGGAAAGGUAGAAGAGGGAGGUUUAGUUUCCUGAAGUAUUUAGUUUAAGCAAUGCAUGGCUAAUACUUGCACUGUUUUAAUGUGUUAAAGUUGUACAAAUUCAUAAACUCUGCCAUCAAUAGUUUCACCAAUAAUGUGAAAAUAUUAAAGUAACUGGAGCAGAAUGGGUUUUGCAAUCCUAAUACCUCAUUUCUCUUCCUCCCCCCCGCCUUCUUCCCCCCCCCC
This is a messenger RNA of Mauremys mutica (yellowpond turtle), 2137 nucleotides long. It is a transcript of the gene SLC25A15, whose product is annotated as solute carrier family 25 member 15. Gene Ontology annotation, biological process: mitochondrial L-ornithine transmembrane transport. The transcript is spliced from 7 exons. Lineage: Eukaryota; Metazoa; Chordata; Testudines; Geoemydidae. The record is from RefSeq and is a predicted model, not a curated record. Gene Ontology annotation, molecular function: L-ornithine transmembrane transporter activity. Bases 267 to 1172 code for a protein of 301 amino acids.